Zasmidium cellare ATCC 36951 is the source of this 837-nucleotide messenger RNA. RefSeq lists its product as uncharacterized. The coding region runs from base 1 to 837 and encodes 278 amino acids. The record is from RefSeq and is a predicted model, not a curated record. Lineage: Eukaryota; Fungi; Ascomycota; Dothideomycetes; Mycosphaerellales; Mycosphaerellaceae. The transcript has 3 exons.
AUGGGCGCACUUGACGGGAGCCAGAAAGAUGGAGAUGUUGGCGUAGGGCGUGGUUCAAGACCGCGCGUGGUAGUUUCAGCCCGCACUACACAUCACAAGUCCAAGGCGAUGGCGCUUUCCGUGAGAAUGUAUGCGUUCCAGAGUGGUAGAAGUCCACAAUUCGGUCGAGCACACAAGUUCAUUCGCACUUGCGAUUUUGCCUGCCGUCUUCCAGUUUCUGUGCUGUGUUUGAUGCAGUAUACAUCACGCCCGUCAUAUGGAAGCAGAUCAUGCAAGCUUUUGUUGCUCGGCAUGGAGAAGAGCUCAUGCAACAGUCCGGACGUGGAGCAUGGAAAACAGGCAGCUUCAGAAAGACCCUCGCACAACGGCCAGCCGGAUGGUAAGAUUAGGCAUCGCCAGGAAUCAUCGCAGAUGGCAUGCCAGACGCCUUCGUCUGCUGUCGAGUUCGAAAUCGGCGUGGUGACACAGAUUGUUCGGCCAGUCAUACCCCUAUGCGGCUUCCCGCACUGUGAGUGGCACAGGCGUGUGACAGAUGACUUGCAGGACGCACAAGUGUCCCGUAGCCGAACCAGACGUCGUUUGAGCAGAAAGCUGGAGCUGCUCAAGGGUGUCCUUAAGGCUGAGGCUGCCAUCGAGACUGUUGCAAAGCGUCGGCCAGAGACAAAGAUCCUGCUCGCCCACGGCCUCGUCGAAGGUCGUCCUCGAUUAAGCCCGUGGACUGGGGGCGCCAGCGGCGGGGCAAUGUGGGCAUCGCUCGGGAAGUCGCGACCGCGUCUUGACGUCCAGGGAUCAUGGCCGUCAUCGACCAACGAUAUGAGCAGCACCUACAGCGUCUGA